AUGUUCAAGUUCUCCACCCUUCUCGGGCUCGUCGCUCUCGUACCGGCUUUCACUCUCGCUGUUGGAGAGUGGGGACAAUGCGGUGGCAUUAACUACACUGGUUCUACCACUUGUGAUGCUGGAUUGGUCUGCAAUGUGAUCAACGAUUAUUAUCACCAGUGCCUCCGCGGUGGAACUGUCGCACCUCCAACGUCCUCGUCAUCCUCAUCUGGACCCUCAGUACCCCCGACCUCAACCAGCACUUCCUCCGGUCCUCAGCCCACCCCAGACGCAGGCAACCCCUACAUUGGCUACGACAUCUAUCUCAGCCCUUACUACGCUGAUGAAGUUGCCGCUGCCGUCUCCGCCAUUAGCAACCCUGCCCUCGCUGCUAAGGCUGCCUCAGUCGCCAACAUCCCCACCUUCAUUUGGUUCGACGUCGUCGCCAAGGUCCCCACUUUGGGCACGUACUUGGCUGAUGCCCUCUCCAUUCAACAAAGUACUGGCCGCAACCAAUUGGUCCAAAUUGUCGUUUACGACCUGCCCGACCGUGACUGCGCCGCUUUGGCUUCCAAUGGUGAAUUUUCCAUUGCCAACAACGGUCUCGCCAACUACAAGAACUACGUCGACCAGAUUGUUGCCCAGAUCGCCCGUACGUGUUGCCCCCUUGUUACUUCUGCUAUUACUGAUCUAGCUUGCCUCUCAGAGUACCCUCAAAUCCGCGUUGUUGCUGUUGUCGAACCCGAUUCAUUGGCCAACAUGGUCACCAACUUGAACGUUGCUAAGUGUGCCGGUGCACAGGCCGCUUAUACCGAGGGUGUCACCUAUGCUCUCCAGAAACUCAACACUGUCGGUGUCUACUCCUACGUCGAUGCUGGCCACGCUGGAUGGCUCGGAUGGCCCGCCAACUUGGGCCCCGCUGCUCAAUUGUUCGCUAACCUCUACACUAACGCCGGAUCCCCCUCCUUCUUCCGUGGUCUCGCUACCAACGUUGCCAACUACAACCUCUUGAACGCUCCUUCCCCGGACCCAGUUACCAGUCCCAAUGCCAACUACGAUGAGAUCCACUACAUCAACGCCCUCGCUCCUGAACUCUCUUCCCGUGGCUUCCCCGCUCACUUCAUCGUCGACCAAGGUCGGUCUGCUGUCCAAGGCAUCCGCGGAGCUUGGGGUGACUGGUGCAACGUCGACAACGCCGGGUUCGGUACUCGCCCCACCACCAGCACUGGCUCCUCGCUCAUCGAUGCCAUCGUCUGGGUCAAGCCUGGAGGAGAAUCCGAUGGAACCUCUGACACUUCCGCCGUUCGCUACGACGGUCACUGUGGUCUUGCCUCUGCCAAGAAGCCCGCUCCCGAAGCUGGUACCUGGUUCCAGGCUUACUUCGAAAUGCUGGUUGCCAACGCCGUCCCUGCUUUGUAA
This is a messenger RNA of Pleurotus ostreatus (oyster mushroom), 1398 nucleotides long. RefSeq names its product Beta-glucosidase cel3A. Gene Ontology annotation, cellular component: extracellular region. Gene Ontology annotation, biological process: cellulose catabolic process. Bases 1 to 1398 code for a protein of 465 amino acids. NCBI's taxonomy places the organism in Eukaryota, Fungi, Basidiomycota, Agaricomycetes, Agaricales, Pleurotaceae. Gene Ontology annotation, molecular function: cellulose binding; hydrolase activity, hydrolyzing O-glycosyl compounds. The transcript has 7 exons. The record is from RefSeq and is a predicted model, not a curated record.